AUAAUAAUUAGCUAACGACCUUCGGCUUAUAAUACCGGCUGUCUGCCAUUCUAGCCAGUCUAUAUCUAUGCCUAAGCUCCCCUAGCCGGCGCUCUGUUUGACUUCUACUAUAAGUUAGCUUUUUGCUAACCCCGCAAUGGACAAUGUCCACAGUCUCUACUCGCCAGUUACUCCUGAAGAAAACGGAACAGAAACCUGUGACAGCUCCUCGGCGGAAGAUGGAUUAGUGGACGCUUUCGGCGACCUGGCAGCCCUCCCGGUGGAGGUUGGCGAGAGAAGACCGACGUGUUUACGGUGCCGUCGCCCUCAGAAGGUGUGUCUCUGUCCUUUUCUUCCAUCACAACCCCUGGAGGUCUCAUCAUGUCUGUACGUGGUGCAGCACCCCGCAGAGGAGAGCCGAGUACUUCGCACAGUUCCUCUACUUGCUGCUUGUUUGCCACAAGGAAAAUGCAACGUCAUAGUUGGAAGGAGGUUCAAUGAGGAAAAGCACCCAGAGCUGGCUGCGGUGUGUCGGGACAGCAGAACGCUGAUCCUGUAUCCAGGCCCUAAAUCCCAGAACUUGGAGGAGUUGGUGCAAUACCAGGAAGUAGGGACUGUGAAACAUAAUGUGAUCAUCAUAGACGGCACCUGGAGCCAGGCGAAAAACAUGUUCCUCAAAAACAGCCUGUUCCACCUGCCGAAACAGGUGCAGCUGAAUAGGACUCUGUCCAGUCAGUAUGUGAUCCGCACCCAACCUUCCAACAUCUGUCUGUCCACGCUGGAAUGUGCUGCUGUCGCCCUGUCCAUCCUUGAGCGGAAUGAUGACAUCCAAGAGGUUCUGCUGAGGCCCCUGAAAGCCCUGUGCUCCUUCCAGCUGCAGCAUGGCGCUCAGAUCCAUCACAGCAAGGAGCAUCUGCUGAAAAACGGCAUGUACGACAAACCAAUGCCCAAGAACAAACGCAAGAUAAAGAGGAUGGAGAAACUGGUCAGUGACCACAACAUCUCCCCAAGAUGAGGGAGGGACAGAGCAGAGACACUGGGCGCGACUCCUCUCUGUCCUCAUAGCUGGCUACACUGCACAGGAUUGUAUCAUCAGAGCAGCAUGUAGCAGCGUCAGGGUGCCGCCAUGGAAACCUCUGCACUUACGGGAGUUUUGUCUUCUGUUUUUUAGAUAAUCUAAUUUAUAAUUUAAAAUGAUGUUAAGUUAAAUCAGGUUUUUGUUUACAUUGUUCCUCCCUAGACUUUAUAAACACUACAGUGGUUCUGUUGUGAUUGGCUCUGUGGCUCCAGCUGAUCACAUCUGGAAGGGCUGAUUCCACUGAUGUCUUUUUUUAUUGAGCAAAAAUGUUCUUUCAGAUAUGUUACAAACUAAAAAUACCUCUAAAACACAUGAUAUACCAUGAAACUACCAGACACACACAAUCAAGCAGGAAAACAGUGAAGCUGCAAUUUUGAGUUGUAUUGUGCUGUUUGUAAUACACAGAAAGGUACAAUUUAGCUUUUGUGUUUUUAAAUACAAUAAAUGUGGCUGCAGGCCUACAAGAUUUUUUUUUUAGAUAUUACACACAGAAACUAAGUUAAAUCCGUCUGCAUAAGAUCGUCUAUGCCAUAAAUAACAUCUCAUUAAAUUUUACAUGGACAAUAAAUCUUGAUUUUCUCAUUUUAUUGUUGGGUCACUAUGUAUCUGAUUUGCCACUUCAGAUGCUGAGAACUAAAUCAAAUUAUUCAUAUCUUUAAAAAAUGUGAUUAUGUUAUAACUCAUUGAAUUAUAAACUGGGCAGGUAAUUGGUUUUAAACGCUGACAGUGUUGUGUUGCAGUGUUUUUGCAGGUCAUAAUUAUAAAAGACAGUUGAUUGGACUAUUAAACAUGGCUGGAAAUACA
Acanthopagrus latus (yellowfin seabream) is the source of this 1861-nucleotide messenger RNA. RefSeq names its product DTW domain containing 2 (gene dtwd2). The transcript is spliced from 6 exons. NCBI's taxonomy places the organism in Eukaryota, Metazoa, Chordata, Actinopteri, Spariformes, Sparidae. The record is from RefSeq and is a predicted model, not a curated record. Bases 137 to 994 code for a protein of 285 amino acids.